Molecule: messenger RNA, 6055 nt
Organism: Equus quagga
Lineage: Eukaryota; Metazoa; Chordata; Mammalia; Perissodactyla; Equidae
Gene: LRRC9
Product: leucine rich repeat containing 9
Exons: 33
Coding region: 124-4608 (1494 amino acids)
Molecular function (GO): protein binding
Source: RefSeq, a predicted model, not a curated record
CCUGCUGCUGCAAGACGAGCAUUGAGAGGUCCGAGUGGACUCCGCUCUGUCUCGGAUUGCCCCGGAAUCCAUCCUCUCUCUGGCAUAAGAUAAUAUUAUUAUAACCUUUAUUUUUAAUGGAAGAUGAUUGAAUGUGAAAACCUAAACCAAGAAGAAAUAAUUAAAGAACUGUGUUUAUGCAAUGGUUUAUCUUAUGAGAUGGUUGGAGAACGAGGAUCAGAUACUUCCAAACUGGAGAUGUUUUUCUCAGGGUAUCCCUGUAUUGUUGGAUUAUCAUUAUUUCCUAAUUUAACAAGUCUCACAAUUGUUGCUCAAGAUAUAAAAGAAAUUUCAGGGUUAGAGACUUGUUUACAACUCAAAGAACUUUGGAUUGCCGAAUGCUGCCUAGAGAAAAUUGGAGGUCUUCAAGAAUGUAGAAAUUUAGAAAAACUGUAUUUAUAUUAUAAUAAAAUUUCCAAAAUAGAAAAUUUAGAGAAAUUAUUUAGAUUGGAAGUUCUUUGGCUGAACCACAAUACAAUUAAAAAUAUUGAGGGCUUGCAAACUUUGAAGAAUUUAAAUGAUCUCAACCUUGCUGGGAAUCUAAUAAGCAGCAUUGGUCGUUCUCUUGAUCCCAAUGAACAACUGGAAAGAUUAAACCUUUCUGGUAACCAAAUAUGUUCUUUCAAGGACCUCACUAACUUAACCAGACUUCAUCACUUAAAGGAUUUAUGUCUGAAUGAUCCUCAAUAUAAAACCAAUCCAGUUUGUAUGCUGUGUAAUUAUUCCACACACGUGUUGUAUCACUUACCUUGCCUUCAAAGACUUGACACGCUUGAUGUGUCAGCAAAGCAAAUCAAGGAACUGGCAGAUACAACAGCAAUGAAAAAAAUAAUGUAUUACAAUAUGCGUAUAAAAACUGUUCAGAGACAUCUUAAUGAAGACCUUGAAAAACUGAAAGAUCGAAAAUGUAAAUUACAGAAGUUGCCAGAAGAACGAAUAAAAUUAUUCAGCUUUGUGAGAAAAAAUUUGGAACGGGAACUGGCUGAACUCAAGGGAUCUGGCAAAGGGCACAAUGAUAGAUCCAAUAGCAGUAAAGUAACUGAGCUUGAAAAAUCAAAGAACUGUGAAAGUGUCACAGAAGAACCAAGUCUUCAACAGAAGCUAUUGACCAAACUAAAUGCCUUGAAUGAAAGGGUAACAUUCUGGAACAAAAAAUUAGAUGAAAUUGAAGCAAUUUAUCGUGUUGAAGUAAAGCAAAAGAAGAAAAGUCAUGGUUUACUGAUACCAUUUUUGUUAAUUGAGUUGGAGACUGUAGGAAAUAUCCACUUUGAAGAAGGCACUCGAUCUGAUGACUGGUUUAAUUCCUGCUGUGAGUUAAUUAUAUCACGUUUUUGUACCUGGGACUUCAGAACAUAUGGUAUUACAGGUGUGACAGUAAAACGUGUCAUCAAAGUUAACAACCGUAUUCUGAGACUAAAAUUUGAAGAGAAAUUCCAGAAGUUUUUGGACAAUGAAGAUAUACAUGAUUCAGAGAGCUAUCGAAAGAUGCUGGAAUGCCUUUUUUAUGUUUUUGAUCCUGAAGUUACAGUGAAGAAAAAACAUCUGCUACAAAUACUUGAAAAAGGAUUCAAAGACAGUGCAACAAACAAGCUGCCUCUCAGAAAAGAAGCUGUUAUUCUUGCUAACAGCCUAAGUAUGUGUGAGUGUCCCAGAAUUGAAUUUCUACAGCAAAAGUACAAGGAUGAGAAGAAAAACUCUCUUGAACACGAGCUCUUCAGACAUGGCAUCCUCCUCAUUACAAAGGUUUUCCUUGGCCAGAGUGUUGAGGCUCACGAAGAGGACUCCAUCAGUCGAGCUAACUAUCCAAUGGUUAAUUCAGUGUUCAUUCCUCAAAAAUAUUUACUAAAUUCCAUCAUGGGACAAAGAAACUGUGACUGUAGCUUUCGGCAGUGCAAGUGGUUUGUCUUUGAUCAUGACCUUGUUUUGCCAGAAUACAUCGUGGAAUUUGAGUAUAUUACAGUGGUCAAGGCUCACUCUUUAUUUUCUUCAUUCAACAAUGUUAUUCUAGAAGAAAGCAAAAAAAAUUCAGAAGGAUCAGUAUUUUCCCAGGAUUUGCAAUUUGAUGAUCAAGUUAUAAAAAUGGAUCCCAGGAUCAAGCCCAGACAAAAACUGACUACUUUGGAUGAUAAAACGAUACUUUCCCUUACAAAGACUAACAUUUAUAGUCAUAUUGUGAGUCUGAAUCUACAUGGAAACAGCCUAAGUAAAUUGAGAGAUCUCUCUAAGUUAACUGGACUUCGGAAACUUAAUAUCAGCUUUAACGAAUUUACUUGUUUAGAUGAUGUAUACCACUUGUAUAACCUUGAAUAUUUGGAUGCAAGCCAUAACCAUGUGAUAACCCUGGAGGGGUUUAGAGGACCGAUGAAACUGAAGCACUUAGACUUGAGCUGGAAUCAACUGAAAAAAUCUGGCGAUGAAAUAAAUAUGUUAUGCAAACACACCACGAGCCUUCUCACUCUUGAUAUUCGACAUAAUCCAUGGCAAAAGCCAGCCACAUUAAGGCUGAGUGUUAUUGGCAGAUUAAGGACUCUCACUCAUUUAGAUGGACUCCUCAUUUCUGAAGAAGAAGCAACAGCAGCCAUGAAAUUUAUUACUGGAACAAAGAUUACUCAGUUAUCUCUCUUACAGCAUUCUAGUGCUAAAGAGGAGAGACCACGAAUACUCAGUAUAUGGCCUUCUGCCAAAAUUCUGACACAGAGUUCAAAGUUAGGACCACAUUCACGUCUGAGUGGAAACUGGUACUUGAAGAUAACUGCCUUAAAUUUAGAUGGGCAACAUCUCUUUGAAAUCACAAACUUAGAAAAAUUAGAAAAUUUGAAGUGGGCAUCAUUCAGCAACAAUAAUCUCACUAAAAUAGAAGGCCUGGAAUCCUGUGUUAACUUGGAAGAGCUCACAUUAGAUGGAAACUGCAUCUCAAAGCUAGAAGGUAUUUCCAAGCUAACUAAAUUAACCCGCCUCAGCAUAAAUAAUAAUCUUCUCACUGGUUUGGAAAAGCAUACGUUUGAUAACAUGCUUCAUCUUCACUCCCUUUCUCUUGAGAACAACAGAAUCACUUCACUGAGUGGUUUACAGAAAGCUUUCACUCUGAUUGAAUUGUACAUAAGCAACAACUAUAUUGCCCUCAAUCAGGAGAUCUACAAUUUAAAGGGUUUAUGCAACCUGGUCAUUUUAGACAUGUAUGGAAACAUUAUUGUAUGGAAUCAAGAAAAUUACCGGUUCUUUGUAAUAUUUCACCUUCCAGAACUUAAAGCUUUGGAUGGAAUCUCAAUCGAAUCACCAGAGACUGAGUGUGCAAAAGAUUUGUUUGGUGGCAGACUUACUUCUGACAUGAUUGCAGAACGACAAGGACAUUCAAACUUCACCCAAAUGCAAGAACUAAAUUGGACUUCAUCAUCCAUCAGAACUGUGGAUUUGAUUCCAGUUGACCAAUUUAGAAAUGUGUCUAGUGUGAAUCUACAGAACAAUAAUCUUACUUCAUUCAGUGGAUUAAUCUAUCUGCCUAAUGUGAAGGUCUUAUGCCUCAACUAUAAUCAUAUUGAAUCCAUCAUGCCCAGACUGAAGCCGCAGACGCACCUGACCAGCAGACAGCUGCUCCACCAGAAGGUGUCUUCAAGCGGCUACGGACAGCAAGGAGCUGCAAAAAUAAACAGAGAUACAAUGAGCAGUGAAAAUUUGCCUCCAAUAAUGCACAGUUUAGAAGUUCUUCAUUUGGGCUACAAUGGAAUUUGUAAUUUAAUUCAGCUACAACUUAACAGACUAAGAAAUUUAAAAUUCCUCUUUCUACAGGGGAAUGAAAUCAGUCAAGUGGAAGGGCUUGACAACUUAGCAGUCCUUCAGGAAUUGGUAGUGGACCAUAACCGCAUCAGAGCAUUUAAUGACAGUGCCUUUGCCAAACCAAGCUCUCUGUUGGCACUUCACCUGGAGGAAAACAGACUACGAGAGCUGAGCAAAUUACAGCCUUUGGUAAAACUGGAGAAGCUCUUCCUCGGAUAUAAUAAAAUCCAGGAUAUGGCAGAACUGGAAAAACUUGAUGGUAUCUCUUCUCUCAGAGAGCUUACAGUUUAUGGCAAUCCGAUUUGUAGAAAAAUGCUACAUCGCCACGUGCUCAUAUUUCGACUGCCUAACUUACAGAUGUUAGAUGGAAUUCCUGUGAAUUCAGAUGACAGGGCAAAAGCUGAAUUUCACUUCUCUGAACUACAAGCAAAGAAAAAUUCGUUUAUUCCUGUUACCAACUCUCCUGUGGAUGGUGGAUCAUUUGGCCAAGUGAAAGCUCCUCCAAUAAAGAUAACAAAUGUAAUUCUUCCUGGUGGAUUUAGCCAUUACUUGCGAUCUGACUUCACUUUUACUCCUGAAAUUGAAGACAAAAAAAACAAGAAUGCAGGGAUUCUGACAAAUAAUCCUGGGAGCAUCCAUGCAGAAAUAGCUUUUCGGCAGCUCAGAGGGAUAAAUCUCUCUCCAUCUCUUUUAUCACGUCAGAAUGUGGCAUCUGCAGCUUCACAAAUGUACCAGAGCAACCAAGACGAGGGAAGAAUUCCUGGCAGCCACUUUCCAAGAUCAAAUCGAAUGUAACUGCCUAAAGAGAAAUGAACACACACCAAGAAACCUAUUUCUGUUUAGUAGUUGUGCAAAAAUUAGCAGACAGUGUUGGUGAAAAAAAAAUAAGAUAAUCAAGUUACUUAUGUUACUAAAGCACUUCAGUUCCAUGUGACUAUAAUCUCCAUCACCCUGGUGAAUUUUGUUUAAAAUCACCUCUCUUAAACUUUCUUUAUGGUUAUCAUAAUUAUUUGUUUGGAUUUCUGUAUUAGAAAAAUCAUAAACUAUUAUAUCAUAUAACAAUUUGAAAAGAUACAAGUGACAUAAAUUUCAAAGAAUUAAAUAUUUAGUUCUGGUAUUGGAAGCAUUUAGUUGCAAAAUCUCCUUAUGGCCUGUCACAUGAAGAUACUUAGAAAAGGUAAUUUUCGGAAAUAACAUACUUUCAUUUGUAGAUUAUCUGUUCGUUUGGCGUUCCCUAAAGCUAAAGCGUACAUUUCUUACCAAAUACAGGUAUUACUAGAGCAAGUUGAGUUUUGCUAGUUGAACUACAGAAUAGUGUUCUAGGACGGUACUUUGAAAAAAAUACCUUCAAACUAGGUCUCCCCUAAGAAUUGUUCAGAGAUGCAAGUCAUUGGCAUCAAUAGUGCUUCCUGAAGGGGCUCACCGCGCCUGCAAGCAGUCACUCACGCUCUGAGAACAGAAGAGCACUGUCAUACAGAAAACUCACUAAUUGUGCCCAUAGUGAGAUCAUUUUGCAGACAGUUUUAGGCUAAAAAGAACACAUGUUCAAACUGAAAAGAAAACAUGUUCAAAUGGGUGGACAUAUUUAAAAUUUGGACCCUUAAUAAUUAUAUUUCACUGCAAAUAAUUUUCCUAAAAUAUUACAUUGUCUGGUACUAGGACAUAUCACAAAUCAGUCAAAUAUGGUUUUCAAUCUGCUUGUUCAUUUAUUAAACACAGUUCUUUAAAUUAAUGACUAAAUUGCCAAUCAUAUUUUGACAAAAAUGGGCUCUAUGAUUCAUGAAGUAUUGUAUUUAAAUUUUUCAAGUAUUGGUUCAACACUGCAUGUAGUUUUCAUACUAUUUUAUAUAUUCCUUACAUGAAAAUAAAUUAUUUUUACUAAAAUAUUUGUAUUUUAUAAUCUAUCUGGAAAUAGUUUUAAAUACAUUUUGGAAACUAUCUAAUUCCAAUGUGUAUGCAACAAUUUGUAUCUUUUCUUCUUUAAAUGCUGUAUAUUUGUAAUUUAAUCAUGUAAUAUUUAAAAUUUCAAACCUAAUGCACAUUGAUUUUACACUUCUUAAUGUGUGGUUUUUAAACAACUAUUACUUUUAGAUGGAAAUAGUUAAAAAACAACUAUGCAGUUCUUAAGAUGUCCAGAAGAUGUCUUUGUUGCCCUUUAGUUUUGACAACUGCUUUCAUUACAGUGUUGUAAGGGUCUGCUCUUCACUAUCUAUUACUAACUUGGCAUCAUCUAAUUUUUUCU